AUGGCGGCCACGACGAACUGGACUCCAUCGGCGGCGAGGAACUGUAUCGGCACGGAGGCCAGGAACAGCGGAGUCAAAGAGGCGGCCGAAAGGACCAUGGCCAUGACCAUGGGCAAUGUUACGGCGAACACGAGGCCCAAGGUGCUCGAAGACGCUGCGGCGUUGUCCAUGGUGGCCGUGGUGGCGGAUUGGGCCACGGCGAACUCCGUCGACGCGGCGAAGGGCGAAGAACAAGCCACGAGCGAUGUGAGACGAUCCGUACGGACGGAUGAAAUCAUCUGUAGAAGGGCGGCUGUUGAUGUACUAGCAUAG
This is a messenger RNA of Miscanthus lutarioriparius, 312 nucleotides long. NCBI's taxonomy places the organism in Eukaryota, Viridiplantae, Streptophyta, Magnoliopsida, Poales, Poaceae. The record is from the annotation of a GenBank genome assembly.